Molecule: messenger RNA, 1362 nt
Organism: Closterium sp. NIES-65
Lineage: Eukaryota; Viridiplantae; Streptophyta; Zygnematophyceae; Desmidiales; Closteriaceae
Source: the annotation of a GenBank genome assembly
AUGCUCCCCUCCCUGCUAUGGUUCCUCUCCUACCUUCCCUGCUGUGGUUCCUCUGCUCCUCUCCCUACUGUGGUUCUUCUCCUCCCCUCCCUGCUGUGGUUCCCCUGCUCCCCUCCCUGCUGUGACUCCUCUCCUCCCUUCCCUGUUGUGGUUCACCUGCUCCCUUCCCUGCUGUGGUUCCUCUCCUCCCUUCCCUGCUGUGGUUCCCCUGCUCCUCUCCCUGCUGUGGUUCCUCUCCUCCCCUCCCUGCUGUGGUUCCUCUCCUCCCCUCCAUGCUGUGGUUCCUCUCCUCCCUUCCCUGCUGUGGUUCCCACGCUCCCCUCCCUGCUAUGGUUCCUCUCCUCCCUUCCCUGCUGUGGUUCCCCUGCUCCUCUCCCUGCUGUGGUUCCUCUCCUCCCCUCCCUUCUGUGGUUCCUCUCCUCCCCUCCAUGCUGUGGUUCCUCUCCUCCCUUCCCUGCUGUGGUUCCCACGCUCCCCUCCCUGCUAUGGUUCCUCUCCUCCCUUCCCUGCUGUGGUUCCCCUGCUCCUCUCCCUGCUGUGGUUCCUCUCCUCCCCUCCCUGCUGUGGUUCCUCUCCUCCCCUCCAUGCUGUGGUUCCUCUCCUCCCUUCCCUGCUGUGGUUCCCACGCUCCCCUCCCUGCUAUGGUUCCUCUCCUCCCUUCCCAACUGUGGUUCACCUGCUCCCUUCCCUGCUGUGGUUCCUCUCCUCCCUUCCCUGCUGUGGUUCCCCUGCUCCUCUCCCUGCUGUGGUUCCUCUCCUCCCCUCCCUGCUGUGGUUCCUCUCCUCCCCUCCAUGCUGUGGUUCCUCUCCUCCCUUCCCUGCUGUGGUUCCCACGCUCCCCUCCCUGCUAUGGUUCCUCUCCUCCCUUCCCUGCUGUGGUUCCCCUGCUCCUCUCCCUGCUGUGGUUCCUCUCCUCCCCUCCCUGCUGUGGUUCCUCUCCUCCCCUCCAUGCUGUGGUUCCUCUCCUCCCUUCCCUGCUGUGGUUCCCACGCUCCCCUCCCUGCUAUGGUUCCUCUCCUCCCUUCCCUGCUGUGGUUCCCCUGCUCCUCUCCUUGCUGUGGUUCCUCUCCUCCCCUCCCUGCUAUGGUUCCCCUGCUCCCCUCCCUUCCCUGCUGUGGUUCACCUGCUCCAUUCCCUGCUGUGGUUCCUCUCCUCCCCUCCCUGCUGUGGUUCCCCUGCUCCCCUCCCUGCUGUCACUCCUCUCCUCCCUUCCCUGCUGUGGUUCACCUGCUCCCUUCCCUGCUGUGGUUCCUCUCCUCCCUUCCCUGCUGUGGUUCCCCUGCUCCUCUCCCUGCUGUGGUUCCUCUCCUCCCCUCCCUGCUGUGCUCGGAGCACUGCAAUUCCACCAUUCAUCUCCUCUAG